Messenger RNA from Micromonas commoda, 981 nucleotides. RefSeq lists its product with no specific name. Gene Ontology annotation, molecular function: protein binding. The coding region runs from base 1 to 981 and encodes 326 amino acids. NCBI's taxonomy places the organism in Eukaryota, Viridiplantae, Chlorophyta, Mamiellophyceae, Mamiellales, Mamiellaceae. The record is from RefSeq and is a predicted model, not a curated record. The transcript has a single exon.
AUGAGCGCGACGGCGCGUGCUUCGGUGGUUGUCGCGCGGCCCCGUCCACCGCCGCGCGAGGUUUCGUGCGAAUCGCUCGCGCGCCAUGGGAGGAGGCGCGCGAUAUCUUCCAUCGUCGCGGUGGCCGCGUCGACGCUGGGAUGGAGAGCUCCGCCCCCUUGUUUUGCCACGUCCUCCGAUGAGGAGAUUUCGUCGCUGCGAGCCAAGGCGGUGGACGCCUUCUCUUCCCGAGACUUCCCCGCAGCGCGCGACGCGCUGCGGCGACUGGCGCGUCUGGAGCCCGAUAAUCCCUCCUGGCGCGAAGCCUUGGGUCAGUGCUACGUCGAUGCCGGCGAGGAGUCCGACUUUGCCUCCGCGGCGGAGGAGUUCAGCUUGGCGCUCAAGAUGAUUGACGACGCCGACCUCGAGUCGAGGGCCAGGAUACUCAGUAACAGGGCGCUCGCGUGGGAGGGCGCGGGUAGGUGGGACGAUGCCCUCGGAGACUACGACGCCGCGCUGGCCGCCGCAUCCGACGCCGGGCUGCCCCCGGAUCCCUACGUCCUCAACUCGCGCGGCAAAUGCCUCGCGUCGCUCGGCGAGUACGAGAGCGCGAGGGACGCGUUCCUCGGCUCGGCGCGGGCGUUCGGCGACGCGGGGGGCGUGAACACCGCCAGGAACAACAAGAUCAGGGGGGACGGGUACACGUUCGCGGCGUCCAACGCGGCGUUGACCCUGGCGCAGCUCGGGGAUGUCGACGCCGCCAGAGCCGAGAUGGAGAAGGUCUCCAGGCGCGCUCCGGGGAACGUGGACAUGCGCGCGGGCCUGGCGGCGAUCUACUGGUCGGAGGGGAGGGGCGAAGACGCGGAGAGGGAGUGGGAGUUCGCGUGCGAUCGCAUCAGCGUCGGGUGUUCGAAAUACAGGUCCAGGGAGUGGUUGACUAACGUGAGGCGUUGGCCGCCGAAAAUGGUGGAACUGUUGGACUCGUUCUUGCGCGUGUCGUGA